Molecule: messenger RNA, 1572 nt
Organism: Arvicanthis niloticus (Nile rat)
Lineage: Eukaryota; Metazoa; Chordata; Mammalia; Rodentia; Muridae
Product: synaptonemal complex protein 3-like
Biological process (GO): spermatid development; meiotic cell cycle
Cellular component (GO): synaptonemal complex
Source: RefSeq, a predicted model, not a curated record
GGAACAGGCCCUCUGGAAACAAAGCUGUGGAGAAGUGCCAGAGGCCGCUUGAAGAGAGAGGGCCACAAAAGAAUGUGGUAGAAGGUUUAGGAUUCACACCUUUGCACAGUAGUCAUGCCACCGAAAGGGAAGAAGGCUACAAGCAAAACUGUAAAGCGCCCAAGGGAUUCUUCUGAUUCCCAAUCUGCUGAUGACACCCCGAACAAUGUUCCCCACAAACCAGAAACACCCGUGAUUGUUAUCAGUGAUGAGGACAGUGCUUCAUCAGAUCAAGAUGAGCAGCAGAUGAGGGAACCUGUUGUGAACAUGAUACAAGACUUUCAAGGUGACUUUACAAAGUCUUACCUUGCAAAGAGAAAACAGUUUCACCAAGAUUUGAAAACAUCUAUCGAUACCCUGUGUGAAAAAUUUGUGCAUACUGUUGAAACGCAACAAAGGGAAAGGAAGCUGUUUUAUGCCAGAUAUUCUAAGAUGUUUGAGCCUUUGUUUCAACAGUGGGAACAGGAUGCGAUAAAAGUUGGGCAAGAAGAAGACAGUUUUGCUAAUUCAUCCCGUGAAUAUGCAGAGACUUUGUUUAAGACUACAGUGGUGCAGAGAGCAGCCAUCGAUGAAGCAAAAGCUAUUUCUGAUCAGUUUCUAAAGAAUAUGCAAGUCCUGGAGGAUGAACACAAAAUUCUUGAUGCUGUUGAGAAAAACAGAUUGGAAAAUGAAAUGGAAAUCCUGAGGAAUAAAGUUGUGACAGAAAAUCAACAACAGGACUUGGCAGCUAUAGAAUCGUGUCUUCAUUUUCUGUUCUCCGAGGAUAAUGAAGAAGAUAAGCUAUGAUCCUAUGUCAUGUGACAUACACAAAACAUUCCCUACAUGACCAAAAAUUAUAAUAGAAAUUGGCACAUCUCAUUUGUCAUUCUUUCAUGUGGUACAUAUCAGACUCUAUGUCUCUUAAUCAUCAAGUGAGCUCUGAGCAGUUUCCUGGGUUGCAGCCAUGACAAGGGGAUAAAUACUGAAUUACCAGACCCUUGGGAAGAAAUACAGAAGCACUAUCACUAACACUAAUAGAUUUUUUUAGUACAUGGUAGAAUUAACUCAAUGGCGUUAUAAAAGUUCUCUACUGCAACCUAUAUCUGUCUUGUAGAAAACAAAAUUUAACUUCUAAAACUUAUCACAAACUGAAAAGAGAAAAACCAAAAGGUCCUAUGCAGAUCUUGGGGCAGGGGUUGGGGGCGAGGGAGCAGUUUUGUGGCAUUUCUAGGUAGCUAAUGUUCAUGGAAUGGUUUUAUGUAGUUGUUUGAUGACACUUGUCCUUAGUGUUGAUCGAAGGAAUUUGACUUAUUUACAGAUAUGCAUAAUUUCUUUCCUCAAUAUUCCAUUUCUGCCCUUUGGUCAUGUACUAUCUGGAGUGCUUUGUUUCUCAACUUACAUUAUCAGUGAUUGUGCAGAAGUUUACAUAUGUAUGUAUUAACUCAUGAAUCAUUCUCUUGACUUCCUUCUUAUGGUUUUUACUUUUGCAUUAAGUAACACACAGACCUUCCAUGUAAACACCGUGUUUAAUAAAUUUGAAAAUGGUUUAAGUCU